Messenger RNA from Pygocentrus nattereri (red-bellied piranha), 3844 nucleotides. Its product is annotated as complement C3-like. The record is from RefSeq and is a predicted model, not a curated record. Gene Ontology annotation, molecular function: protein binding; endopeptidase inhibitor activity. The transcript is spliced from 31 exons. Gene Ontology annotation, cellular component: extracellular region. The coding region runs from base 125 to 3703 and encodes 1192 amino acids. Lineage: Eukaryota; Metazoa; Chordata; Actinopteri; Characiformes; Serrasalmidae.
UCAGUGCCUCCCUGAUGUCUUUGUAGCUGAGCUGAGGAAAAGGGGCGGGGUGUUCAUGUGUCCACGACCAGUUCUUUGAACCAGAGUGCCAUGAACUGUGCUGAGCUGCGGGUCGAGGCGAAGGAUGCGUAUUAAUAAAGCUGUGGUGCUGGUUCAGUUUCAUUUAUUCAGACACGGGCAGGAUCAGACCGGCAGGAUGGGGCAGGUGGACCUGCUGUGGAUCACUGCUGCUCUUCUGUCUUCACCACUGCUCACACUGUGUGACCCACUGUACAUUUUGUCAGCUCCCCAGAUAAUGAAGGUGGGUACAGAAGAGCAGGUGUUUGUGGAGGUGCAGGACUGCAAAGCCCCAAACCCCUUAAAUGUAAAUAUCAAAGUGGUGGACUUUCCCAGCCAAGACAUGGUUCUCUACUCAUCAACGGUGACGCUAAAGCCUGAGGAACAAUUUCAAGCUCUUGUUGGUAUAAAUAUCCCCUUUAACGACAUACUUUUUAACACAGACCCAAAGAUUAAACAGUAUGUUUAUCUGAAAGCAACCUUUGAUGGACCUCAUUCCAUGGAGAAGAUUGUCAUGGUCUCCUUCCAGCCGGGUUAUAUAUUCAUACAGACGGACAAGACAAUAUACACUCCUGAUAGCACAGUCAAAUACAGGCUUUUUCCUUUGGGCACAGACGCAAAGCCUGUUUCACUUCCUUUGAUUGUGGAAAUUGUGACACCAGAAGGGAUCGUCACUUCUGAAGACCGGUAUGCUUCGUUCGUGGGGCAGUAUAUACCCAAAAGCACUGGAAUCUGGAAAAUAGUUGCAAGCUUUAGGAAUUAUCCAUACAAGAAAUUCACUGCAGAGUUUGAAGUCCGAGAUUACGCGCUGCCUAGUUUUGAAGUGAAGCUGACGCCUGAGCAAUCUUUUUUCUACACGGGUGAUAAAACGUUCUAUGUUGAAAUUAAGGCAAUGUAUUUGUUUGGACAAGAGAUUCAAGGUAGUGCUUUUGCAGUAUUUGGCCUCCUCAGUGAAGGCAACAAGAUAAACCUAAAGAGUUCCCUGGCAAGAGUUGACAUUGUCAAUGGACAAGGUACAGCUGUUCUCAAAAGAGACCACAUCCUUCAAACCUUCCCAAAUAUUGAUGAACUUGUUGGGAAAACACUGUACGUAUCUGUCAGUGUGCUCACUGAAAGUGGAAGUGAAAUGGUGGAGGCAGAGAAAAGGGGAAUUCAUAUAGUGAAAGCACCAUAUAGCAUUCACUUCACAAAAACCCCGAAAUACUUUAAACCUGGAAUUCCCUUUGAUUUCAAGGUGUAUGUAACGAACCCUGAUGACACCCCAGCAGAAAAUGUUCAGGUAUCGCUGACACCAGGUUAUGUGCAAGGAAAGACUGAUAAGAACGGAAUUGCCAGCAUCGUCAUCAACACCUUGAAAGGAAUCUCCAGUCUAGACAUCACUGUGCGCACACUCAUGAAGGGAAUUCCAGCAGAAAACAAGAUGACAGCGCAUGCCUACAAGCCUAGUGAUGGUUCCCAAAACUACCUGCACAUAGACAGAAUCACUGGAUUAUUGAAAGUCGGGGACCAUUUAACCCUCAAGCUGAUUAAAGGGCCUAGUCAUGUUGAAGACCAAGACCUCACUUGUGUGGUUCUAAGUAAAGGACGGAUCAUAACAGCUUCAAGAUACCAGACAUCAGGUAAUGCAGUGAUAGCUGUGCCACUCACAGUCACUAAAGAAAUGCUUCCCUCUUUCCGUGUGGUGGCGUAUUACCACGUGGGAUCCUCUGAGGUCGUGGCUGAUUCGAUCUGGGUUGAUGUGGAGGACACGUGUAUGGGAUCACUCAAAGUUGAUGUAAAGGAUGUUAAAGGAGAAUAUACCCCCAAUGGACUUAUUGAUCUGAAAAUUGCUGGUGAUCCUGGGGCAAAUGUUGGCCUGGUCGCUGUGGUCAAGGGUGCCUAUGUCCUUAACAACAAGAACAUACUCAGCCAGGCCAAGAUCUGGGACACCUUUGAGAAGCAUGACCUUGCCUGCACGGCUGGCAGUGGUCAAGACAGUAUGGGGGUUUUCUAUGAUGCAGGACUCCUGUUCAUGUCUAAUUCUGCAGGAAGCACCCCUGACAGUAGAGAUUUCUCUUGCCCAUCUCAACUAAACAGAAAACGACGUGACAUCCCCACCACGGGUGAGGAGGACAAAGAUGAUGAAAUUUUUGAUGUUUCAUCACGUUCAAAAUUUCCGGAGAGCUGGCUGUGGCAGUAUGAAAUGCUUCCUAAAUGUAGAGAUGAAGGAAAAUGUGAAAAAACCUUGAAGACGUGGUUUCCAGAUCAGAUCACCACCUGGGUGAUCACCGCUAUCAGCACAUCAGCAGACUAUGGUAUUUGUGUGGCAGACCCAAUGGAGCUUAUAGCCCGGAACUCUUUCUUUGUUGACCUGAAGUUGCCUUAUUCGGCUGUGGUCAAUGAGCAAAUAGAAAUCAGCGCAAUCAUUCACAACUUUGGAAGUUCUCAAAUCAAUCAGGCUAUAGUGGCACUGAAGGAGACUGAGACUAUAUGCAGUUUGGCCAGCUACAAGAAGAAGUAUCGCACCACUGUGAACAUAGCUGGCAAAUCAUCACGUGUUGUUCCCUUCAUUAUCAUCCCGCUGGUUCCAGGCCGAUAUAACAUUGAGGUGAUAGUCAUAGACUCCAAUGGAUGGCCAGAUGGUGUGAGGAAAAGACUGAAUGUAGUGUUACCAGCACAUGGCAAUUUAACAGGAGUAGGUGAAGGCUCCAUGUCAGUUGUCACUGGGCAUUACACCAAACCUUACCCAGUUGGAGUAAAGUGCAAGAACUUUGAUCUGGAUGUGAUGUUUAUCAAAAUGGAAACAAUUUCCUAUUAUGGUGCACUUGCAAGUUAUACACUUUCCAUAGGAACCAAGUUUCUGAAAGACAGAGAAUCCACCAUGACAGUUCUGGAUAUCAGCCUGCUGACAGGGUUUUUACCAGAUGCAGAAGAUCUGCAAAAGCUGAUGGGAACCAACAGGCACAUCCAGAGGUUUGACAUGGACAGACUUUCCAACGAUGCAUCCCUCAUCAUCUAUCUCAAGAAGGUCUCAAAUGUAGAUAAGGAGAGAAUUACCUUCAGAAUGCACAAGAAGUCACAUUUUGGUCUCCUUCAACCAGCGAGUAUAAAAGUAUAUGAGUAUAAUGAUGAAGAGAACCACUGUGUGAAGUUUUAUGACGCAGCCGAGCGAAUAAAUGGAAUGCUUCGCACCAUCUGCCCGACAGACGUGUGCAGCUGUGCUGAAGUGAGCUGCACUCUGCUGAAAAAUACUGAAGUUCUGGCUGAAGACAAGCGCUUUCAAGAAGCCUGUGAGAGAAAGGAUUUUGUUUACAAGGCAAAUCUGAAAGACAUUAAGCAAUCAGACUCAGCAGACAUCUACACCUUCACUAUCAUAGACAUCCUGAAAGAGGGAUCUGAUCCAGUUCAACCCCGAGAUCAGAGGAAUUUUUGGGCUCAUUCUCAGUGCAAAGAAAAACUGAACCUAAAAAUGGGAAAAGACUACCUCAUCAUGGGGCCUGAACCAAAGAAGAUCGAUGAUAGUUAUCACUAUUUGUUUGGGGUUUGGACAUGGCUGGAAUACUGGCCCACCAUCAAGGAAAGCUUGGAGAGCAGGGACAACAGACUGCGAUAUAACGGCCUGCUGUAUUUCAGCUAUUAUUUACAAUACACUGGAUGCACAAAAUAAACUUGUUUUUUUAAAGCAUACAUGUGUGUGCAGAUUCAGAUUGUACCCAAUACUUUUGCCUUUCUCGUCAUAUGUACGCUUUCUCUUACAGAUGUACAUGAGUUUGAUCACCAAUUAUUAAAUACAACAAUCAUGUAAUUA